AUGCAUCCACAACUAGAAGCGCAAAGAUUCAACUCAUGCUAUGAUUUCAUUCAGGCCCUGGAUAAAUGUCACCAUCAGGAGUAUUAUAAAAGAGUCUUCGGUCUGUGUAAUAACGAGAAGGACGCUUUAACUAAGUGUUUACAUGAUGCAAGGCUUGCCACUGAGAGAGAAUUCAUUUUAAAAAGAAAAGAAGCUAGGAAGGAGCUGGAGCAAAAGUGGAAGAAGAUGGAUGAAGAAGAAUAUGGUGAAGAGGCCAUUCUGAAGAAAAUUAUCGAGAGGCAUCAUGCCAAAAUUUCUCAAGCAAAGGACCCAAAAUGA
Zygotorulaspora mrakii is the source of this 318-nucleotide messenger RNA. RefSeq names its product Cmc2p (gene CMC2). Bases 1 to 318 code for a protein of 105 amino acids. NCBI's taxonomy places the organism in Eukaryota, Fungi, Ascomycota, Saccharomycetes, Saccharomycetales, Saccharomycetaceae. The transcript has 2 exons. The record is from RefSeq and is a predicted model, not a curated record.